This is a messenger RNA of Miscanthus lutarioriparius, 3498 nucleotides long. The record is from the annotation of a GenBank genome assembly. NCBI's taxonomy places the organism in Eukaryota, Viridiplantae, Streptophyta, Magnoliopsida, Poales, Poaceae.
AUGAACCCGCGAUGGCGCGCCGCCUCCUCGCGGCGUCGCUUUGCUCCCACUCACCCGCCCGGACUCCACCUCAUCACCGCCUGCCACCACCGCGUACGGCGAGCUCCGCCUCCGGGGAUUCCCGCGUGUGCCUACACGCUUGACGCCACCUCCGAGGACUUCACCGUCGACCUCCGCUCCAGUUGUCACAUCGUGCUGCCCGCGAGGACCUACGUUGCUGCCUUCAGCGACCGCCUCACGGGCUGCCUCGAUGACCACCGCAUCUCGGGCCUCGACGGCAUCCUCGUCAGGGCCUUCUUCCGCUGGCGGUCCAUCACGGGCAAUGGCGGCCUCCUUUUCACUCUGUGGCAUCGAGCUCCGCGCUGCCCAAACCCUGGCAUGGGGUCGAGGAGGGGAAGGCAACAUCCUGGUGCUGGCCACGCCGCGCAGCCUCCGCAGCCGGGCGGGAGAGGCGCUGCUCGUGCUCAACAACCCCCGCAGCCUGCAGGAAGAGGAGGAGGAGGUCGUGGAGGGAGCCAGCAGCAGGGGCGAGGUGGAGGUCGCACGUCUCGCGUUGAUGAGGCCCAGCACCAGCAGCAUGGCAGGGGCGGCCACACUCGUGGCGGGAGUGGUGCGGGGCGCCCGCAGCAGCACCCACGUGGUGCUACACCUCUGCAGGGGGCUGCCCCGUCGUCAUCCAGCCAUUCAGCUCCCGAGCUGCGCCAAGCAAUGGAGGAGGCUCCUCGUGAGCUUGCACCACAAGCGCCACCAGGUCCUUCGCAGCCAUCGCCAGAGGCUCCCCCGCCUGUUCAGCCUAGAGAGGAGCACGGGCCAGCUGAGCCCAGUGCAGGCCAGGAGAUUGUGCCUACUGCACCUCCACAAUCAAGCAAGUCAUUCAGGUUUCCUUCGCGCCCAGGAAAGGGCAGUAUUGGCACCAGGUGCCUGGUUAAGGCCAACCAUUUCUUUGCUGAGCUACCAGACAAGGAUCUUCAUCACUAUGAUGUCUCAAUCACACCGGAAGUUACCUCAAGGGUUGUUAGUCGGGCCAUAAUCAAGGAGCUGGUUAAUCUCUACAAGCAAUCUUACUUGGGUGGGAGGCUACCGGCUUAUGAUGGUAGGAAGAGCCUGUACACAGCCGGCCCACUGCCGUUUACUUCACAGGAAUUUCAUAUCACUUUAUUUGAUGAUGAUGGUGGCCCUGGUUCCGAGAGGCGACAUAGGAAUUUUAAAGUAGUCAUUAAAUUUGCCGCACGAGCUGACCUCCAUCACCUCGAGCUGUUUUUAGCUGGGAGGCAUGCAGAAGCUCCUCAAGAGGCAUUGCAGGUUCUGGAUAUUGUGCUGCGGGAACUGCCUUCAUCAAGGCCAAGGUACGCACCAUUUGGCCGGUCGUUCUUUUCACCUGACUUGGGCCGAAGGCAGCCCCUUGGUGAUGGAUUAGAAAGCUGGCGUGGAUUUUACCAGAGCAUUCGUCCUACUCAAAUGGGCUUGUCACUCAACAUUGAUAUGUCAGCGACAGCUUUCAUUGAGCCAUUGCCUGUAAUUGAAUUUGUUGCACAGCUGUUGAAUUGUGAAAUUCACUCUAGGCCACUCUCAGACGCGGAACGGGUGAAGAUCAAGAAAGCCUUGCGAGGAGUUAAGGUGGAAGUUACUCAUCGUGGAAACAUGCGGAGAAAGUAUCGAAUAUCUGGGUUAACAACUCAGGCGACUCGAGAGUUAACCUUUCCUGUUGAUGAAGGGGGUACAAUAAAGUCAGUUGUACAAUACUUUCAAGAGACAUAUGGCUUUGCCAUCCAACACACCUACCUUCCUUGCCUUCAAGUUGGCAAUCAACAGCGUCCAAAUUACUUGCCAAUGGAGGUCUGCAAAAUAGUGGAGGGACAGAGGUACUCCAAGAGAUUAAACCAGAAUCAGAUCAGAGCUCUUUUGGAGGAGACAUGCCAGCACCCACGCGAUCGUGAGCGUGAUAUAAUUCGGAUGGUUAAACAGAAUGCCUAUGACAAGGAUGAUUAUGCACAAGAGUUUGGCAUUAAGAUUAGCGAUCGUCUGGCAUCAGUUGAGGCACGGAUUUUGCCAGCUCCACGGCUUAAGUACAAUGAGACUGGUCGAGAGAAGGACUGCUUACCUAGGGUUGGUCAGUGGAAUAUGAUGAACAAGAAAAUGGUAGAUGGUGGUAAGGUCAGAAGUUGGAUAUGUGUCAAUUUUGCUCGCAAUGUGCAAGACAGUGUUGUUCGUGGGUUCUGUCAUGAACUUGCACUGAUGUGCCAAGCGUCAGGAAUGGAUUUCGCUCGGGAGCCUGUUCUUCCACCUCUAUAUGCACGUCCUGAUCAAGUGGAGCGAGCUCUGAAAGCUAGGUACCAUGAUGCCAUGAACGUUCUUGGACCCAAACACAAGGAACUUGAAUUGCUUAUUGGAAUACUACCUGACAACAAUGGCUCACUUUAUGGUGAUUUGAAGCGUGUCUGUGAAAUAGAUCUUGGGAUAGUUUCACAGUGCUGUUGCACAAAGCAGGUUUUCAAAAUGAACAAACAAAUUCUUGCAAAUCUUGCUCUGAAGAUUAAUGUCAAGGUUGGGGGCAGGAACACCGUGCUGGUAGAUGCUGUCUCAAGGCGAAUUCCUCUGGUAACUGAUCGACCUACAAUCAUAUUUGGUGCUGAUGUGACUCAUCCUCAUCCUGGUGAGGACAGUAGUCCCUCAAUUGCUGCUGUUGUGGCCUCCCAAGAUUGGCCAGAGGUGACAAAGUAUGCUGGACUAGUUUCUGCUCAAGCUCAUCGGCAAGAGUUGAUAGAGGAUUUGUAUAAGGUCUGGCAAGAUCCACAGAGAGGGACAGUAAGCGGUGGAAUGAUAAGGGAGCUACUUGUAUCCUUCAAAAAAUCAACUGGUCAGAAGCCCCAGCGAAUAAUAUUUUACAGGGAUGGUGUCAGUGAAGGACAAUUUUAUCAAGUUCUGUUGUAUGAGCUCAGUGCAAUCCGAAGGGCCUGUGCCUCCCUGGAAGCGAACUACCAACCAAAGGUGACUUUUGUUGUGGUUCAGAAGCGCCAUCAUACUAGAUUAUUUGCUCACAACCACAAUGAUCAGAAUUCAAUUGACAGGAGUGGAAACAUACUCCCAGGUACUGUUGUAGAUUCGAAGAUCUGCCAUCCUACUGAAUUUGACUUCUACUUGUGUAGCCAUGCUGGCAUUAAGGGCACUAGCCGUCCAGCUCAUUAUCAUGUCUUGUGGGAUGAAAACAACUUCUCUGCUGAUGAGUUGCAGACUCUUACAAACAACCUCUGUUACACUUAUGCAAGGUGCACCCGCUCUGUAUCGAUCGUUCCACCAGCGUAUUAUGCUCACCUGGCUGCCUUCAGGGCUCGUUUUUACAUGGAACCAGAGACUUCUGACAGUGGUUCGGUGGCAAGUGGUCCUGCAGGCCGUGGACCUCAGUCAGCAUCCCAUAGCACUCGGGCCCCUGGUGGUGCAGCUGUUAGGCCACUUCCAGCUCUGAAGGAUAACGUAAAGAGGGUCAUGUUCUACUGCUGA